AUGUCGGAUGAUAUCUACAACCUCGAAUUCCUCUCCCUUGUUGCUAAAAUCACACAAGAGAUAGACAAUCACACUGGUAUUAACGACAAGACUCUUGCGGAAUUCGUCAUUUCCCUCCAUGAAGAGUCGAAGACCUUACCGGAAUUCAAGAAGAAACUGAAGGAUGUCGGCGCAAGCUUUCCCGAUUCUUUUGUAGAGAAUGUAGACCGCCUCAUUCUCAGCAUGCACCCGAAGCACAAGAAGCGGCCGGCGGCGAAUGGGAAGGAGAAUGAGGACGGUGGAUUGGAUGAGAUAGACAAGCGGAAGCGGCUGUUCCCUGGUCUGGCUCUGAAAGACCAAGAAUGGCAGCCGAGCGUCACGAAAGACGUUUUGAUGAAGGAGGUCGACGAUAUGAUGUCGCAAUUCGAGGGUGCGGCGAAGAAGGUGCGACAAAGACCCAUAGAGGAGGAGGAACGUUCCCCGAAGAGACGACGGAGAUCACGUUCACCCCCUCCUCGGCGCCGUAGUGUGAGCCCACCGCGUGGCCGUGAAGAUAGACUGGGCAGGUACGGUGAUCGGGGACGAAAGUCGUUGGACGAGCGACCUGUGCUGUACAAAAUCUACAGUGGUCGUGUUGCGGGGAUUAAGGAUUUUGGAGCGUUCGUUCAACUGGAAGGUGUUACAGGUCGAGUUGAAGGUAUGGUACAUGUCUCCAACAUUCAGCAAGGGGCGCGUGCGAACUCGGCCUCCGACCUGCUGAGCCGUGGACAGCAGGUUAAAGUGAAGGUCAUGAGCGUUGCAGGAAGUCGGGUCGGUUUGUCGAUGAAAGACGUCGACCAAGCCACUGGCCGAGAUCUUACCCCACAUUUACGCAUUAAGUCAGAGGCCGAGCUUGCAGAAGAGGAGCGACUACAAGCUGCUCGCGGCGCGAAUGCUGUUCCUCUCAACUCCCGCGGCGUGAAGGACGAUGUUGUGGUGCGCUCUGCGAAGCGGUUGACCUCACCGGAGCGGUGGGAGAUUAAACAACUCAUUUCUUCUGGUGCCAUUGACGCCUCAGAAUACCCCGAUCUAGACGAGGACUUCAGUAACCCCAUGGCUCGUGCAGAAGUUGAGGAAGAGUUGGACGUUGAGAUACGGGAAGAAGAGCCACCAUUCCUAGCAGGACAGACGAAGAAGACGCUCGAUUUGAGUCCAGUCAAGAUCGUCAAAGCGCCUGAUGGGUCAUUGAACAGGGCUGCGUUGGCUGGCGCUUCCCUCGCGAAGGAGCGAAGGGAGUUGCGGCAGCAGGAGGCGAACGAGCAGGCGGACUCAGAAGCUCGCGACUUCAGCGCCCCAUGGCUUGACCCUAUGUCAAAAGAGUCGGACAAGAUUUUCGCACAAGAUCUCCGAGGAAAUCUUCGGGGACAGAAAGCGGGAGAGCAGCCGAAGUGGAAGGAGGCUACAUUCAAUAAGGCGACCACAUUUGGAGAGAUUACGUCGCUUAGCAUCCAGGACCAACGUAAAAGUUUGCCCAUCUACAAGCUGCGGGAUUCGCUCUUACAGGCCAUCAGAGAGCACGAAAUCUUGAUUGUUGUCGGUGACACAGGCUCAGGCAAGACCACGCAGAUGACGCAAUACCUCGCCGAGGAUGGAUUUGCAGACCAUGGCAAGAUUGCAUGCACUCAGCCUCGACGUGUAGCUGCCAUGUCCGUCGCAAAGCGUGUUGCGGAAGAAGUCGGUUGCCGGUUAGGGCAGGAAGUCGGAUAUACGAUUCGUUUCGAGGACUGCACAAGUCCAGAGACUCGAAUCAAAUAUAUGACUGAUGGUAUGCUUCAGCGGGAGUCACUGAUAGACCCUGAUCUCAGCGCAUACUCUGUCAUCAUGCUGGAUGAGGCGCACGAGCGAACCAUUGCUACCGAUGUCCUUUUCGGUUUGUUGAAGAAGGCGAUCAAGCGUCGUCCAGACUUGAAGCUCAUCGUCACAUCGGCCACUCUUGAUGCGGAGAAGUUCUCGAAGUACUUCUACGGUUGUCCUAUCUUCACUAUCCCUGGUCGCACAUAUCCGGUCGAAGUCCUUUAUACCAAGGAACCGGAGACAGAUUACCUCGAUGCGUCCCUGAUCACCGUCAUGCAGAUUCAUUUGUCGGAGCCGCCCGGUGACGUCCUCUUGUUCCUUACCGGCCAAGAGGAGAUCGACACGGCGUGCGAAAUCUUGUACGAGCGUAUGAAGGCUCUAGGACCGAAGGUCCCUGAGCUCAUGAUCCUCCCCAUCUAUUCUGCCCUCCCCUCAGAAGUCCAGUCGAGAGUAUUUGAGCCCACUCCUCCAGGUGCCCGAAAAGUUGUCGUGGCGACGAACGUGGCAGAGACGAGUUUGACAAUACCUGGUAUCUACUACGUCAUUGACCCCGGUUUCUCGAAACAGAACGCGUAUGACCCGAGGUUGGGUAUGGAUUCGCUUAUCGUCAUGCCCAUCUCGCAAGCGCAAGCCCGACAACGUGCCGGCCGUGCUGGUCGUACCGGUCCCGGGAAGUGCUAUCGUCUAUAUACCGAGGCCGCCUUCCGUAACGAGAUGCUGCCCAACUCCAUUCCCGACAUUCAGCGUACGAAUCUGGCUCACACCAUUUUGAUGUUAAAGGCGAUGGGCAUUAACGAUCUGCUCAGUUUCGACUUUAUGGACCCGCCGCCCGCACAAACCAUGCUUACUGCUCUGGAGUCGCUCUAUGCCCUCUCCGCACUGGACGACGAGGGUCUAUUGACGAGAUUGGGACGCAAGAUGGCCGACUUCCCGAUGGAGCCCCCUCUGGCAAAGAUGUUGAUCACUUCUGUGGACCUCGGGUGCUCGGAGGAGAUCCUGUCGAUUGUGGCGAUGCUGUCCGUACAGAGUGUUUUCUACCGUCCCAAAGAGAAGCAGGGCCAGGCGGAUUCCAAGAAGGCCAAGUUCCAUCAACCGGAAGGAGACCAUCUGACAUUACUCACCGUCUACAAUGGCUGGAAAGCGAGUAACUUCUCCAAUCCAUGGUGUUACGAGAAUUUCAUUCAGGCUCGGAGUAUGCGCAGAGCGCAGGAUGUGCGGAAGCAGUUGCUGGGUAUCAUGGAUCGCUACAAGCAUGACAUCCUCUCAUGCGGAAAGGAUUACAACCGCGUUCGCAGAGCAAUCUGCUCCGGUUUCUUCCGUAAUGCAGCGAAGAAGGACCCACAGGAGGGCUAUAAGACGCUUGUUGAGGGCACGCCCGUUUACAUUCAUCCGUCGUCCGCACUCUUCAACCGCAAUCCCGAGUGGUGCAUCUACCACGAACUCAUCUUGACCACUCGCGAGUACUGUCACAACGUCACCGCCAUUGAGCCCAAGUGGCUGGUGGAGGUGGCACCGCAGUUCUUCAAGGUUGCGGACGCGAACAAGAUCAGUAAGCGGAAGAAGCAGGAGAAGAUCGAGCCGCUCUACAAUAAGUACGAGAAGCCGGACGAAUGGCGGUUAUCGAAGGUCAAGCGCAGUGCUCGUUCAAGUCAAACAUUUGGUUAA
Molecule: messenger RNA, 3477 nt
Organism: Sparassis crispa
Lineage: Eukaryota; Fungi; Basidiomycota; Agaricomycetes; Polyporales; Sparassidaceae
Product: Pre-mRNA-splicing factor ATP-dependent RNA helicase prp22
Exons: 7
Coding region: 1-3477 (1158 amino acids)
Biological process (GO): spliceosomal complex disassembly; mRNA splicing, via spliceosome
Cellular component (GO): intracellular anatomical structure; catalytic step 2 spliceosome
Molecular function (GO): ATP binding; RNA helicase activity; RNA binding
Source: RefSeq, a predicted model, not a curated record